Messenger RNA from Drosophila montana, 1778 nucleotides. RefSeq names its product transmembrane protein 134. Bases 263 to 793 code for a protein of 176 amino acids. The transcript is spliced from 2 exons. The record is from RefSeq and is a predicted model, not a curated record. Lineage: Eukaryota; Metazoa; Arthropoda; Insecta; Diptera; Drosophilidae.
CGCAUCACUAGACUACCCACUCUUCUCCUCCCUGAACAUUGUCUUUUGUGUCGCGUAAAAUAUUAAGAAAAACACUGUGAAAAUCGUUACGAAGCAACCAAAAAUAAAAACAGCUUAAUAACAUUCGUUUCAAGGUGGCGCAAAAUGCAAGCGACGCAGCACUAAGCGCUCGCUUUUCGAGUCCUCAAUUAUUGUGAACUAAGCGUAUGCAACCUACUUAUAUUUAUUAACAACAACAACAACAGCAACAACAACAAACAGUAUGUACAACAACGUCGCACGGGGCUUCUCCAUACACGACGCAUUCGAGGAGGAGGAAGAGGAGGCGAUACGCGUCUAUGGCUCCACAGUGAUAUCGACGCCAAUGCGCGGUGGCGUAAGCGGCAGCGCCAAACAAGGUCGCUCCACCGAAGAUGUAUCCAUACGCAUACAGGAUCCAAAGGGCUACAACAAGUACGCCGAAGACACAACGUCGCGGGACAGCGACUCGCUGAUACAGGAAUAUGGCAAUCUGCCCACGGAGGAGACAAACACAUAUUGCUGGCGGCAUCCGAAGGUGCGCGAAAAUUGGCGCACAGUCCUCGCCGCAUUCACGCUCCUCGUGGUGGGCACCGGGCUAUUUGUGAUGGGCACCUUUGCCAUUGCCGAUCCACACAAUACAUCGCAGGGUGUUGUAUUUUUUGUUGCUGGACUCAUUUGCUUUAUACCGGGCGCCUAUCAUGUCGUCUAUAUAUGGCUGGCGGCCAAGGGCUAUCGAGGGUUUGACUUUUACCACUUACCUUUGUUUACAUAAGCACACACACAUAUAUAUAUAUUUAUAUUUAUACAUAUAUAUAAUGUAAAUGUAUGUCGCAUUGGUUGAUCCAAUUUGUAUCAGCAAAACGCCCCUAGGCCCCCAUGCCCUCCCCUCUGUCUAUAUACAUAUUUAUAUAUACAAUUAUUUUCUAUGUAUGGUAAUUAACUCAGACGUCUUGUGUUUUAUGUGUGUCUUGAACGAAUUUCAAUGAACAAAACCCAAAAAGCAAAAAUGAUAAACACAAACUAGACAAAAACUCCAAUUCGAAUCCUAGCCUUAAUGUAUGUAUUUUUUUAAAUUAAUAUUAUAAUAUACUCAAAAACGUUUGGUAUACCCUCGAAAGCAGUGUUGCCAAUUUAGCUGUUUUCCAGCUGAAUUAGCUUAUUUUCGCAAGUCAGCAGCCGUUAACGGCUUGAAGCUUCAAACUGAUUUAGCUAUUUUUCGGCCUCUCAAGGACAAGAACAAGCCAAUAUUUACUCGAAAAGCUUAUUCGGCUAUUUUUGAGCUAUUUCAACACUGGUUUCAGCUACUUUAUUCAAUAGACAGCUGGCAACACUGCUCAAAAGUGCAAAGGAUACGUAUGAUAACACUCUCACACACACACACACAUUCGAAAUUUAUUUAAAAUACCAACAACAACAAAAAAACGAAAGACUUUGUAUAUGAUGCUAAAUGUUGAGCGCGCGUUAGUGUUAAAAACAUAACAAAAAUUUAAACUGUAAUUUAUUGAAAUUUAAUUGCACCAAAAAAACAAAAAGCAAAAAUGCUAACGAAAUGUUUUACGAUUUUCGAACACGAAUCUAUAUAUAAAUAAAUUUAUAUGUAUAUGAUUAGUAAGCGUCUGUCCGGGACGCAACUUACCUAGUUUAUAUAUAUAUAUAUAUAGUACAGUAAAUAUUAUUAUUUAACAAACUGUCAUGAGAAAUCUUAAAAAAAUAAAACCAAAAGAAAUCGAUUAGUGAUAUAAGUAAAAAAAAAACAA